This is a messenger RNA of Topomyia yanbarensis, 768 nucleotides long. RefSeq lists its product as uncharacterized. The transcript has a single exon. Lineage: Eukaryota; Metazoa; Arthropoda; Insecta; Diptera; Culicidae. The record is from RefSeq and is a predicted model, not a curated record. The coding region runs from base 1 to 768 and encodes 255 amino acids.
AUGUCCACCGAUCGUCGCAUCAAGGGAUUGAAGCUGCGACAAAGGAGCCUGCUGUCGUCAUUCAACGCGAUCAAGCAGUUUGUCGAUAACUACGACGACGACGACGACGACUGCUGUGCGAACGAAGUACUUGUGCGCUUGGAGAGCAUCAUCAAGCUCUGGGCGGACCUCAAUUCGGUUCAGGCGGAACUGGAGUCGCUCGACGAGGCGAAUUUGGACGAACAGCUGAAGCAGCGCACGGAGUAUGAGUCGGCAUAUUAUCGUUCCAAAGGAUUUCUGCUCGCCAAGAAUAAAAAUAAUUCACUUUGCGUAUCGAGUUCUCCCUCAACCAAUCGUAGCCCUCCGUCGUCAUCGCAGGUGCGUUUGCCCGACGUAAAACUUCCCGUCUUUAGUGGGAAUCUAGACGGCUGGUUGAACCUUCAUGAUUUGUUUGUUUCACUGGUCCACUCGUCGGUAGAACUUUCCAAUAUUCAAAAGUUCUAUUAUUUGCGUUCGUCACUGUCGGGCGAGGCUUUGAAGCUGAUACAAACCAUUCCACUCAGCGCAAACAAUUAUGUGGUUGCAUGGAAUCUACUUAUCGAGCAUUUUCAAAACCCUGCGCGACUGAAACAGUCAUACGUUGAUGCGUUAUUUGAGUCAUACGUUGAUGCGUUAUUUGAGUUCCCUUCGCUCAAAAGUGAGCCUGCUUCGGAAUUACAUUCGUUGGUGGAGAAAUUUGAGGCUAACGUAAAGGUGCUACAACAGUUAGGGGAGAAGGUCCAGUUCUAG